Zingiber officinale is the source of this 1050-nucleotide messenger RNA. RefSeq lists its product as uncharacterized. Lineage: Eukaryota; Viridiplantae; Streptophyta; Magnoliopsida; Zingiberales; Zingiberaceae. The transcript has 3 exons. The coding region runs from base 49 to 846 and encodes 265 amino acids. Gene Ontology annotation, molecular function: protein dimerization activity. The record is from RefSeq and is a predicted model, not a curated record.
CUCCGUCUCGUUACUCGCUUUGCUACUUCAUUUCUCACUCUUCAGAGUAUGUAUAAGGUUAAAAGGCCACUUGAACAAAUGUUUGCUUCCGAAGAUUGGGUUAGUUCACCACUAUCUCAAACAACUCAGGGGAAGGUCGUGAAGAGAAUUGUUAUUAAUGAUCCCAACUUUUGGCCACAUGUUGCAUUUUGUGUUAAGAGUGUUGUUCCUCUUGUAAGUGUGUUAAGGGAAGUUGAUUCGGAGGAGAGAUCGGCCAUGGGAUAUAUUUAUGAACUUAUGGAUAAGGCAAAAGAGACAAUAAAAUUUAAUUGUGGGGGGGUUGACAGAAAAUACAAACCUAUUUGGAAAAAAAUUGAUUCACGAUGGACUCCACAACUUCAUCAUCCUCUACACGCGGCCGGGUACUAUUUGAAUCCGCAAUUGCGUUAUGAAGAAAGAUUUUCUUAUUGUGAUGAAGUUAGAGAUGGAUUGUAUACUUGCAUGGAUAGGAUGUUGUCUUCUGAUGAUCGUCUUAAAGCAGACAUCCAAUUGGACUUAUAUAAUAAAGCUGAAGGAGAAUUUGGAACUCCAAUAGCAAAACGAACAAGAAUGUUGCGAACUCCGGUCUCGUGGUGGGAACGUUUUGGAAGUAAGACACCCGAGCUUACUACAUUUGCAAUUCGAGUGCUUGGUCUCACUUGUAGUGCUUCGGGAUGUGAAAGAAAUUGGAGCACUUUUGAAUCGAUUCAUACAAAAAAGAGAAAUAGGCUUGAACAUGCAAAGUUGAAUGCGUUGGUGUUUGUGAAAUAUAACUUCAAGCUUAGGAGAGAAGUAUUAGGAGGAGAGACAAGAUUGAUCCCAUUGUAGUUGAUGAAAUUAAUUCAGAUGAUGAAUGGAUAACUGAGAAAGAAGGUCCAGUUCUCCCCGUAACUACUAAAUGGCUUGAAGAUGAUGAAUUAUUUGAAAGUGAUCCUAUUGUGAGUGUGCCAUCUGCUACCUUUGAAAGUCUUUUCGACUCAGAUAAGCGAGUCGAAGAUGUUGAGGAUAUAGUUGAAGUUGCUCCUACGAAUU